UCUGACCGUGUGUGGCAACCUUUAAGUGCAAAAAGUCUGGCAGCGCUGCCGAAUCCAAAAUGGCUACGCGAGUAGAAAAUUUUUGUACAGAAGAAGCGUCCAAGGAGAGUAAACGCCGUGACCGUGUGUGUUUUCCCAGCAAUUUUAAUUGCCAAUAAAAUACAAAUAUUCAUUCGCAACAAACAAAUAAACAAUUGUGCUAACCGCGGAAAUAAACGUGCAAGUGUAUUGCAAUGGCAAACGAAGGCAAAUAUAGCAAAAAGCGUGUAAUGCGAAACAUUUAAAUGAAAGUUUUUCGCCUCUGUGAGAAUUGAAUUCGUGCAAAAAGAGUAGAGAGAAAAAUUUUUGGCCAAAAUCGUUCGUUGAAGUUGAAGGUGAAAAUGAAAUGAUGCAUCAGUAAAAACAAAUUGAAAAGAGAAAAAAAAGACAAACACACAUUAAAAUGCCAAUAAUAACUGAAACGUUUUGCUAAAUAAAAGAAACCCAAACAAUUUUUCAGUUUCCACCAUACGAAAGCGAAACUAUUUUGUGCACACAAAGUAACUUGUUUGUGUAGUGGUGUGUUAGUGUGUGAGCGUGUUUGCUGCUUCUGCGUGUAUGCAUGUGUGUGUGUGCAGCCAGCAAAUUUUGCGUUGUUUUUGUAUGUGUUGCAGAGAUGAAUGAACAAUGAAAAAUGAAUAAUGAAAUGGAAUAAAUAUCCUGAAAAAACUAAUUAUGUUCACCAAGCGUACCAGCUGCUGGUGAAUACAAAAUUCACGCGCUAAAAUUAGACUACGCCCAAACAACAAAAUAAUAAUACGCCCACAACUAAAGAAGGUUUAACGCACUCUCAAAAAAAAAAAAAAAAGUAAUUAAAUAAAACAUAAAAAUGGAUUUGGAAUUGGAGAAUCUGAAGAAUGAUUUUCUGCCGCUGAUCGCCGGUAUAAAGCAGGAGCAAUUGGAUUCGGUGGCAUCGGAUGUGUUGCCACCCAUCAAUAAUCAUUUGCCCAGCACAGCGGCAACAACAUCCACAUCCUCGUCAUCGUCCUCGUCCGUUGGCAAUCCUUGCGACAGUGCUGAGAAGCGGUCGGAAUCAAAUUCAUCGGCAUCCGCCAAAUUUACGCUGUUCAAGUGCGUCUAUUGCGCCCAGCUGCUGGGUCUCAAUGAUCGACCCAAGCUGUUGGAAUGCCUCCAUGUGGCAUGCGGACAGUGUGUGAACACAAAGUUCUCCGAACUGGAUCGUUCGUUGCCGCCACUGAUCCACUGUCCAGUGUGCGAUAAUGCCUCACAGAAGGGUUACAUCAUCGAGAAUCAAUUCUUGAUUGAGCAAUGCGCCGCUGGAGAUGCUGGCGAUGGCAAUGGUGCCGGCGAUGGUUCGAAGAGUUCACAAGCUGCCAAUAUUCAGUGCAGCAGUUGCUCGGAUGGUGCUGUUGCCACAUCCUGGUGUGUGGACUGCUCCGAAUAUAUAUGCGAUAGUUGUGUGCAAGCGCAUCAACGUCUCAAGAUCACCAAGGAUCACACGAUCAAGCCAAAGGAUGAGGCCAAUAAUGAACAACUCGCCGGCACUGUCGGCGUGGAUAAGCUGCACAUGUGCCAGCUGCACACACAGGAGAAGCUAUCGCUCUUCUGUGAGACGUGCGACAAGUUGACCUGUCGCGAUUGCCAGCUGAGCGAUCAUCGCGAUCAUAAAUACAAAUUCGCCCAUGAAAUUGCCACUGAAUCGCGACAAGCUCUCUCCACACUCGUCUCGGAGAUCAACUACAAACGCUUUUUGCUGUCAUCGGCCACCAAGGUGAUCGAUGAUCGACAGCAGCUAAUACAUGACAAGAAGAAGGACCUGAUCAAGGAGAUUACAGCCAUGGUGGUGAAGAUCACCAAUACGGUUAAUAUGCGUGGCAAACAGUUGGUGAUGCGUCUCAACGAGGUCUGCGACAGCAAACUGAAAGUCCUGGUCGAGAAGAAGGAAACGUUGCAGUUGCUCUCGGAUAAUACAGAUCAUUGCAUUGAAUUCAUGCAGAAUGCUCUCGAAAAGGGCAGUGAUUUUGCCAUUUUAUCCAGCAAAAAAUCACUGGUGCGUCAUUUGCAGAAACUCAAAUGUCAACGGGCUGAUAUACCCAAUCCCGAGAUUCCGGUUAGGAUUCAGGUGCAGCUCAAUCAGGUCACCGAACUACAGAAGGUCAUCUCACAGCUGGGCAUUGUAAUUGUCGAUGGCAAACCAUAUCCACCGGCACCCGCGCCCUCACCCAAUGGCCCACAACCACCGCCGCCACGUCAGCCACCGAGUCCGAAUAUGGCGCCACCGUUGCGUCCCGUCCUGCCGCCAGGCAUGCCGGCAGGUCUCUCCCCAAACGGACCGCCAGGCGGCUUUGGCGUACAGAAUGGUCCGCCCCUGUAUAGCAAUGCCGCCGCACAACAGCAAUUCAGCAAUCUGUCCAUGAGUCGUUCCUUUCCAGGCGAUGGGUCAGUUCGAUUUGGUGGCAUGCCGCCGGUGGGCAUGCAGCGUCAGGGUCAGCCACAUGUCAGCUCCUCCACACAUCCGCAGAAUAUGGACAUCAGUUUGCGUGGUCUUUUGAAUAAUCAGGCGGCGCAGAGCCCAAAUGCUCAUAUGGCCUUCAAUGGGCCGCCCAGUUAUCCCGGUGGACCACAGGGUGCACCAUCACCGGCCCAUCAACAGCAAAUGCCACAGAUGCGUCCGCAUUUUAUGCCAGGCCAGCAGAAUUUCGGGCAGGGUGGCGGACCCGGCGGCGGCGGCGUCAGAGAUACCAACAGCUUCAUGAACAGCAGUGCGCGCUUCCAGUCGCAAUAUCAGCGCAUGGCGAGCCAUGUCCAACAGCAGGCGGCAGCAGCAGCUGCGAUGGCUGGUGCGGGUGGCGGAGGCGGGGGACAGAUACCCUCGCCCGGUUCACUGCAACGGCCCCCAAUGAUGCCCAAUCCCAUGCAGAAUGCGUUGGGGUUUCAUGGGAGCCAGGCUGGCUUUAACGCUGGUCCGCCGCAAACGUCGCCGCAGCUGAGCAGCGCCAUGCACAGCCUGGCGAAGUGGCAUAUACCACAAUCCGCGCAGCAAUCAAACAUUUGCCAACAGCAAGGGCCACUUUUGCCCUUCGCCAAUGGACGUCAGACAUCGGAAAAUUUUAAAAUCUCAUUGAAAUCGCCAAAUACUCUGAAGAAUAGCACACCGCCCAGCAGCGUUAGUGUUGGUGGCCCGCCCAGUUUGCCAGCCUUGGGCAAUGGGACAACAUCGGCCAACAAUUUGGCGCAAUUGAAUGCUGCCGCCCUGGGCCUGGGGCCCGCUGUAUCCAUACUCUCCAAUGUCACAUCGACAAAUCCAAAGACACCCAGUCCCAGCACACAUGAGAAUACCAAGGAUUUUACAGAGCCCAUUGAUAAGGUGCGUGAUGAUUCCAUCAAUGAUCUGAUUGCCACCAUCGCAAAAUUGGACUCGAAUGGUGUGCAGGUGCUGCCAGAGGGACGUACCAAGACCACCUCGCCGCAGGUGCACAGCUCAACGGAUCUGUCCAAUACUCAAGAAGUUAAUAAUAAAAACGAACAAAAAGACGACCCCAAUGAGGAUUGGUGUGCCGUGUGUCUGGAUGGCGGCGAAUUGAUGUGCUGCGAUAAAUGCCCCAAAGUAUUCCAUCAGAAUUGUCAUAUACCCGCGAUUAGUUCGCUGCCGGACGAAAGCGAAUCCUGGCAAUGUCUGCUCUGUGUCAAUCUCAAGGAGCUAACCAAAGCCGAAUCCAACGAAAAACCGCAUCCCAACGAGCUGAGCAGCGUCGAGCUGCGAAUACUGCAACGUAUCUGUCUGGAGCUGUACUGUCAGUACGAGCAGAGUCUCAACUUUCGCGAACCGGAAUCGCCGGCUAACUCACAAUACUAUGAGAUUAUUUGCAACCCCAUGUCAUUGGAUGUUAUACGCACGCGGCUGGAUCCCUCCAGUCCCAAUCAUUACAAGGAUAUAGCCGGUUUUGUUUUCGAUGUGCGUCUAAUCUUCAAGAAUACGUAUCUCUUCUAUCAGGAGGAUUCGAAAACGUUCAGCAAUGCCAAGUAUUUGGAGAACUUCUUCGAAGAGCAGCUGGCCAAAUGGUUGCCGAACUUUGGCAGCAAGAUCGGUGCAAACGGUGCAUCCACCUCAAAUUCACCAAGUUUGCUAGCUGCAGCGGCUGGGUCGCCUGCACCAAUUGAGAACGGUCGCAAGAGCUGCAGUUCCGCGUCGUUGGCGGACAGUGAGGAUGCUUGCUUGCCGGCCAAACGGUCGCGUCGCUCGGCGCACGAAUAGAACGAACUUUCGCCCGACGAGAAGGGCACGGAUGAGCAGCCGCCGGUGGUAGAGGAUAAUCAAAAGCAACAACAGCAUCAGCCGCCAAUUGAGGAUGAGAAGCAGCAGAGGCAAGAGUCGCACUUUGAUGAUUUGGAGCUGGAGUUGCCACAGCGACCGCGUAGUUUGGGUAGCAAUACGAUACAGGAGAGUGCCGACUACGUGCUCCAGCUUCUGCAUGCAUAUGCCGCUGCAUUUGGGCUCUAAUUCGAUUCAGGAGGAACAUAUCCGUACUCACAAACACACACAGAGACACACGCUCACAAACUACCAAGACCAGCAUUGUUGUUGUAUAUUAUAUAUUGGCGCUAUUACAACAAAUAAUAUAUAUACAUAUAUAUUAAAGAAUUUAGAAAAAAAACAAGCUGGUGGCUGGUGUACAUUUAGUUAUUAACCCACACACACACACACACACAGACAAAAACAUACUGUAAAUACACACAAGUCAUUUGAUAUGAUUUAUUUUCGAUUAUAAUAAUGCAUGAAUAAACUCGAUGGUCACGUGAAGAAUA
Drosophila grimshawi is the source of this 4806-nucleotide messenger RNA. RefSeq names its product transcription intermediary factor 1-alpha (gene bon). Gene Ontology annotation, cellular component: chromatin; nucleoplasm. The coding region runs from base 869 to 4255 and encodes 1128 amino acids. Gene Ontology annotation, biological process: positive regulation of DNA-templated transcription. The transcript is spliced from 10 exons. NCBI's taxonomy places the organism in Eukaryota, Metazoa, Arthropoda, Insecta, Diptera, Drosophilidae. The record is from RefSeq and is a predicted model, not a curated record. Gene Ontology annotation, molecular function: zinc ion binding; ubiquitin-protein transferase activity; protein binding.